Darwinula stevensoni is the source of this 840-nucleotide messenger RNA. Lineage: Eukaryota; Metazoa; Arthropoda; Ostracoda; Podocopida; Darwinulidae. The record is from the annotation of a GenBank genome assembly.
AAAAGGGAGACGAUAUGUUGCGGAAUAACGGGAAGCAUAGACUACCCGGGGCGGAUCGUGGGAGGAGAUGACACGGCACCUUGGGAAUAUCCUUGGAUGGCUGCCCUUCUCCAAACGCCUUCCAGUAGAAGACCGUUCUGCGGCGGAUCCCUCAUUUCUCCCGUCCACGUCCUCACCGCUGCUCAUUGCGCGAAACUUAUUCUCCCAGACCCAACAUCUUUUCGAGUCCGGAUAGGGGAGCAUAACUUUGACAGAGAACUGGAGACGGAAUAUCGAAAUUUCCGAAUCGAACGUGUCCACGUUCAUCCCAAGUACACAGUUACCGACUUCGCCCUCUACAACGACCUGGCUAUUCUUGAACUGAAUAGUUCCUGCAUGAGCAAUCCUCGAACUGUCUGUCUCCCCCAUGAACCGAAUGAUUUUCGAAAUCAUGAGGCCGUCGUCAUAGGUAAGGGAUUCCAUUGCUUGUCUCGUGCCUUUAUCUCGUCUUCCCUCCAGGUUGCAGAACAUUCAAGCAGAUCGAAGCAGAAAUGCCCGGGCUGGGGUGCGUUGAUGGAAGAGGGGAAACCAACACACACACUCCAAGAAGUCAAUGUUGACGUCUAUCCGCAAGAGAAAUGCAAGGAGAGCUACCACGGAAUCACGGAUACUCAUCUGUGUGCAGGGAUCCAGGAGAACGGAGGGAAGGACUCGUGUCAGGGGGAUUCCGGAGGACCUUUACACGUGAAUAUGAAAGGGAAAUGGGUUCAGGUGGGGAUCGUCUCGUAUGGGUCACUGGAUAACGAAUUUGGAAUCUUGUCACGCAUACCGGACAGCCCAGAAAAGAUGCUAACUUGGUGA